CUACCCGCACUGGGGUCGGUGUGUCGUUGAUAACCUCCACCUCCACACUAUUAGUAUCUCCUCAGAUAGCGUCAUGGCGGACUCUCAGCGACGAUUCGUCCCAGCCAAGAAGAUCCCGACGGACUAUCCGUUAAUUGAUAGUGACCCACAUUUUAAACGAGUUCUCAGAUAUGCUCGUCCAUCGGAUUAUGCUGUUGGAGCGGCGACCUUCGCCUUUGGUCCAGCACUCAUGCUUCUUUGGGAAAAGAUUUCACCUUCUUAUGUUGGGAGAGGGGGGUUCGCCCCGAUCAUGCGGCUGACGUGUGCCGUUUCUGCUGGCGCCGGCUUCUUGAUACAUUACCAAAGAUCCAUUUUGCGGUUUUACGGCUUUACAGAAAAUAAGCGGGAGGUGGACAUGGACAUGCGUGAAAUGGUGGACAAGGUCAAGAAAGGCGAACCUCUAUAUGGUACUUCUACCUUAUCACCAUACAUGCAAGGAGCUGCAUCACGCAAUUCGCGAUACUCGGGUCUUUUCCUCCAUGUCCUUCCUUGGUUCAAUUUCGUGAACCACGACCAACAUGGUGUUGACACCGCAAAAUACUACCAGCAAGCUGAACGCGAAUUGGAAGCGGAGCAAAGCGGCAGAAAUCCGUAAUCUAGCUUGAAUGGUCCCUGAGUUUGGAGGUGUUGAAGAUACAUGUUAAACGCAUCGACCGCCAGACCUUUCCCUCCUCUUCUUAAUCCACCUCUACAGAGCAUCGUUCAUUCAUGUACAACGAAAGGGUGCAAUACCAGCGAAAAUAAAUUAUGCUGAAAUUUUUGCAAUUCUUGCCUUGUUAGCAAUUUCAUAUUUGUUGUACUGUAAGGAUAAGCUGUUAACGAUUGCAGCCAUACGUGCUUUGCUUUGUUUCGUUAAAUUGUGAACGAUGAGAGGAGUAGGACUUAGAUGCCCCCGAAAAAUAUAGCUAGUUGACAGCUCUACUCUCCUCACCAAGCUAGACUCGGCGAGCGAGAGUUUCAGGGUUCAUUAAACUAAGGAACAGCUCAGCGAUG
Xylona heveae TC161 is the source of this 1032-nucleotide messenger RNA. RefSeq lists its product as hypothetical. NCBI's taxonomy places the organism in Eukaryota, Fungi, Ascomycota, Xylonomycetes, Xylonales, Xylonaceae. The transcript is spliced from 5 exons. The coding region runs from base 74 to 634 and encodes 186 amino acids. The record is from RefSeq and is a predicted model, not a curated record.